CGUUUGACUAAACGAGAAUUCUACAAAAUGAAUAAAUUCUUCUAUUUGACACUGUUCGCUUUGGUGUGCUUGGCGGCAGCUGGAGUUGAUCAUGUUGUUGGCGGCCAUCGGGAGCUGAGCGGCGAGGAAUUGCAGCAGGCCAUUGCGGAGUUAGACACAACGCUGGCCAAAUUGGCAACCGGUGAUGGACCCAGCUAUAAAGCUAACAAGGUGACGAAGGUGACAACUCAAGUUGUGGCUGGUUCACUUGUAACCUACACCGUUGAGCUCUCCAAAGAUGACGCCGUCAAACAGUGCACGGUGUCCCUCUGGACCCAGCCGUGGCUCGAGAAGGACGGCACCAAUGUGAAGAUUACCUGCGAGGGCGAUGAUACCAAGGUGGACACCACCUGGUAAUCACAAUUUAUGUACAAUUUCUUAAUCUUACCCGUUUGCAAUAAAAUCUCUAAGCUCUAAGUGGGAAUACCAGUUUUGCUUUAGAUAACAAAUGAA
Molecule: messenger RNA, 492 nt
Organism: Drosophila grimshawi
Lineage: Eukaryota; Metazoa; Arthropoda; Insecta; Diptera; Drosophilidae
Product: cystatin-like protein
Exons: 2
Coding region: 28-396 (122 amino acids)
Molecular function (GO): cysteine-type endopeptidase inhibitor activity
Source: RefSeq, a predicted model, not a curated record